UGCCCACCAGCAACCACAACAACAACAACAACAACAUGGUUAUGAACUUGCCACAUGGACUGGGAUUGGGCGGCGGCGGCGGCGGCUUGAGCCAAGGACACGCGCAUGGACACGCGUUGGCAGGACUUGCCAGUUUGGGCAUUAUUGUUAACAAGGGCGGUCUAAGUGGCAUGACAGGCGGUCUCGCGGGCUAUGGCAGCACUUUGCUCAAUGGAGGCGCUGCACUUGGAGCACUUGGAGGAUCAGCCAUGAGCUCCGGCAUGGACAGUUCAUACGAGCACUUUAUAUCGGAGCACACAGUUAUGGCCGUCUUCACAUCGCAAGGCCAAGUGGGCGGUCCUUGUCGCUAUAUGCCUGCCACACGACGCCAGAACCAUCAAUGCCGCAAGGAGACAGGACUGCCAGGCACUCUAAGCGAGGCCAGACGCUUGGCCACCACCCACUGUGAGGAUCAAUUUCGCUAUGAUCGCUGGAACUGUUCGAUUCACACGCGCAACAAGCGCAACAUCUUCAAGAAACUCUACAAGGAGACGGCAUUUGUGCAUGCGCUGACUGCCGCUGCCAUGACGCAUUCAAUAGCCAGAGCCUGCGCUGAGGGACGCAUGACCAAAUGCAGCUGUGGGCCACGCAAACAGAAUCGUGCGGAUCAGGACUUUCAAUGGGGUGGCUGCAAUGAUAAUCUGAAGCAUGGCAAGCGUGUAACGCGCAGUUUUCUGGAUCUACGCGGCGGCGAUGGAGAUGAAGUCACCGAAAUAUUGCGACAUGACUCUGAGGUUGGCAUCGAGGCUGUCUCCACGCUGAUGAAGGAUAAAUGCAAAUGCCAUGGUGUCUCCGGCUCCUGUUCCAUGAAGACUUGCUGGAAAAAGAUGGCAGACUUCAAUGCCACGGCCAUGCUGCUGCGACAGAAAUAUAAUCAGGCUAUAAGAAGAGCGCCCAAUCAACGCACCAUGCGGCAAGUGCCAGCGAGUCGCAUGAAAAAACCAAAGCAACGACGCAAGAAACAACAAUCAUCGCAGUAUACCACGCUCUAUUAUUUGGAGACUUCGCCCACUUAUUGCUCGGUUACCAAGGAUCGCGAGUGCAUGCAUCCUGAUAAUUGUGCAACCUUGUGCUGUGGGCGUGGCUAUGUCACCAAAGUCCAAAAGAAGGUGGAAAAAUGUCGCUGUCGCUUCGAAAAUGGACGCUGCUGUCUACUGAUCUGUGACUAUUGUCAGAGCUUUGAGAAUAAAUUCUUUUGUAAAUAAGCAGGCGCGCUAUCUCUAUCUCUCUCUUAAACUCACUCUCUCUCUAUCUCUCUAUCUCUCUCUAUAGCUAUCGCACUUACACUCUAACUAACUCUAAGCAGCAGCUUGCUUUAUUUAAUUGUAAUUUGUAAAGUUUUUUUCUUGUAUUUUUUUCCAUUCCUAAACUAAAUACUUUGAUAACAUGAUAUGCGUACACAACAACAACAACAAAAACAAAGCUCAGCCCACACACACACACAUACACAUCUACACUUAC
Drosophila busckii is the source of this 1500-nucleotide messenger RNA. RefSeq names its product protein Wnt-4 (gene Wnt4). Lineage: Eukaryota; Metazoa; Arthropoda; Insecta; Diptera; Drosophilidae. The transcript has 4 exons. The record is from RefSeq and is a predicted model, not a curated record. Gene Ontology annotation, cellular component: extracellular region. The coding region runs from base 36 to 1244 and encodes 402 amino acids. Gene Ontology annotation, biological process: canonical Wnt signaling pathway; neuron differentiation; multicellular organism development. Gene Ontology annotation, molecular function: cytokine activity; frizzled binding.